UGGGGGUAUAAAACGGCUCCACAGCGGGAAGCCGGCAGUUGGAGUUCAUCUGGCGAGCGAGUCCUAUGUGGUGAUAAGUUCACUGGUAGCAACGAACUUUUCUACGGGCUUUUAGGAGACUGCAAGAGACUACUACUAGGCUCUUUGUGACUUAAUUAGUUAAUAGCUUAUCUUGUGGAAAUUGUACAUGCUCUGAGCCAGGCCACCGGCACGUGCCCCAGUGAAGGGCCUGCCCUUGACCAACUCUGCGUCAUUCAUGGACGCUGCGUAGGCCUUCAGCAGCUGCUUAUGCCGACGACUGACCGCCAACUCGCAGCCUACCGUAUUACAAAAGUUGAUCAAUCAAUCCUCAACACAAUUGUCAAACGACACAUGGUUGUACAAUCAGUGCAUUCUGAGAAAAGCAUGCAACAGCUCACGGUCCUUCUGUACGUCCUGGGAGCAGUGACUGCAGCCAGCGCGGACAGAAGGCCUUUCCUCCCAGGCCACGCCCACUUCCCCUCCGAACUCGUCUCGUGCGCUCGCGACGUCGCUGAUCGCUUCUUCCCGGGAAUUAAUUUUGUACUCAUCAGCACCAAUGAGACCAGAGCGAACUGGAGCGCGGCGAGCGGCCAGCUUGAAGCGCGGGACGCCCUGGGCGCCGCGGCGCGGCUGCUGAGCGAAGGGUCCAAGAUGGCGCCCGCGGGGCCCAAGAUGGCGGCCGCGCCCGUCCGACUGCUGGGCCCCGGCCGCGGCGCGAGGUUCCACUACGCGACGCAGCGCGCUCGCGCCAUCUUCCUGCCCUUCCCGGACGCCGCCGCCUCCGACGACGAGAUCGUGAUAGACCGAAAAGUAGAAGUCGCGUUCGCUUCUAUAAGCCAGAACUACUUCGACUUUGAUUACUUGGAUCCUUCGGACCCAUUUAUUCCAAACAACUUUCUCUGGCUCCUGCGAUCAUGCUUCUGUCUUACAGUUCACAAGUUACAACUUCUUAAACACAUAAAAGUUAUUACUGCUACAAUUUCCUUCAUAACAUGCAGACAUUUGCAUAAACCCACAUUCCAUGAAAAAGUUUUCAAAAAUAUAUAA
Messenger RNA from Gryllus bimaculatus (two-spotted cricket), 1068 nucleotides. The record is from the annotation of a GenBank genome assembly. NCBI's taxonomy places the organism in Eukaryota, Metazoa, Arthropoda, Insecta, Orthoptera, Gryllidae.